Messenger RNA from Verruconis gallopava, 2855 nucleotides. RefSeq lists its product as uncharacterized. Bases 422 to 2482 code for a protein of 686 amino acids. NCBI's taxonomy places the organism in Eukaryota, Fungi, Ascomycota, Dothideomycetes, Venturiales, Sympoventuriaceae. The transcript is spliced from 2 exons. The record is from RefSeq and is a predicted model, not a curated record.
UCGCAGCAUGACGCAAGCGAAAAGGCUCUCCACAGAACCCCGGUAGUCGAAGAACGCGCCAAUCCUGUCCCGACUGUGCCGCAGCAUACUUGUUCACCGAGCCACCGGUCUGGCGAAUUGCAAGUGCAGUGAGGGCCGAUCCGCUGAGUGGCCUCUUCAUCGGAGCUAUGCAAAACGGCGCCGUGCCAUUCUGCUUUUCAGCGUGGGCGCGGAACAGGAGCCAUGUUCCUCCUCUUGUCUGUCUAAUCGCUUCUCACACCCCGCCCCAAUCACCGGCUCAAGUUGGUCGCACUUGCAAGGCUGGCAGCCGUCAGCGUAUCAGAAACAGCAACACUUGGUAUUAAGAUAAGGGGUCGUCCAGCGAGCCCUCCAAGCUCUUUUAUCUUGCCUGUGCCUCGUGGAGAAUCAAGACCGCCCUCCUAUGGCGAACGACUCGGUCACCACGGUCCUUUCGAUUGUAGCCUGGGGCACCAGAUUGACGUUCGGCCUGUACGACUUCUCGGCCGCGCAAUCAGCUGCGCCCGCGAGCGAGGAUGUCAAUCGACUGGCCAAGGAAGUCAACCUGCUGUCCCAGGUUCUUAGACAGAUCGGUUCUCGCCUGAAAGAAGACGGAUCUUUACCCUCUCAAGAGGCCUUCAACACUGUCAGACAGACUUUGGAUCAGUGCCAGGAUGUUUUCAGAGAGGUAGAGUCUCUGGUGCCGCUGAAUCCGUCGCGGCAGAAUAGUCAAGAUGGGUCGGCGCUGUCCAGUACCACGGGCUCGAUGUCUCCGUGGCGUGAGGACGUUGAAUGGAACGUUCUAUCUCAAGCAAGAGCCAAGUACUUACUGGCGCAUCUCGAAGCGCUGAGGUUCACAAUGUCGGUUAUGCUACAGACACUUUACACGGCCAAGUCCAUCAUCUGGUCCAACUAUGAAAGAAAUCAGACUGCAAGCGAUGCUGUUGUCGUCGAAAAGUCACAGAUGGAGAUUUUGGUCGUCGAGCAACAGCUUGCUCUGCUCAGAGCCUACCGAACGUACGAAUCAUUCAAGCGGCACAUCGCCAACGCUCCUUUACUUUGUCAGAGCCCAAAGUCACAGGCACUCAUCAGACGAGACGAGCAUGGCCCUAACCCAAGAGCACUUGUUCUCUACCAAGAGCCGACUCUAGCACAGACUCCACUGUCCGCCAACGAAGCAGACGAUCUUCCGAAGGUUCGAAUGGUCUCGUCGCCUUACGUGGAUCUUUUGCUUUCACGAUGGACGAGGAUAAACACGGUCGAAGAGCGUCUGCGCCUCAACGAGAGACCACGCGAGGAACCUAGACGUGAGAAGUUCGAGCGUCGUAAUUGGCAGGCCCCAGCGGUAGAGUCGGACUGGGAAACUGAGGCUUACGACAGGAGGGGCCCGCCACCAACGCUUCGUUUGACGACCGACGACCCCGUACUGAUGCAUAUCGACGAAGAACGUACAAUGCCUUCUCCUAUUCCUGCCGGUCCACGGCCCUCUUCUUUGCAGCCACAUGGCCCACCAUUCUCGCCUCAGUCCUCAAAGUCAUGGGGUCCAACCUCGGGCGGCUACUUUCCCCAACAUGUCGCCAAUGGCUCCCGACGGCAUAUGUCUCCGGGACCCUCACCGCUCUCCUCACCACGUGCCAGUUUCUCCGACGGCCUCAGCGCAGCACCUCGCUCUCAAAGUGGCGCCAAAGGAACAGGCUCAGACCCACGACCGCAAUCUCCGAAGCAAGCUUCCAAGCUCGCCCCUAUCCCUUACCGCUUGCGAAUAAACCAAUGGUACUGGGACUACGAAGACGCUGAUCUCAUCGGCUCUAACUCGAAGAUGUCUCCGCACACGGCUAUUAAGACGGUUUCCAAGGACACGAUGCCAAUCACGGAGAUCUUCCAGGAGUACGUCAGUCGCGAGGCCAUCCGGCAGCGCGGCUAUGAAUACACUCGCGUCAUGCGCGAGCGCGUAGUGAACGGUCGCAAGCAGGAGGAUCAAUGCUACUGCAUCGAGGGGGCCCUGCGUCCAGACCAGGUCCAACGCCUGGUGGAGUUGACGGAGCGCAUCCGCAAUCCGAGAGCGUCGACACGAUCGCCGAGGUCGUCGCGCGGCGGGCCCGCCUCCUCCGCGCCAGCGCCGCCGCCGCUGGAUCGUUCGCACACGGCGCCCGUGUACGGAAACAAGUUCCGCGAGACGCACUCCGGCGCGCGGGACUACGAGUCCCCGUCUUCGGCGCGCGGAAAGACAAGCAGCGGCAGCAGCACUUCGGACGACGACACGAGCAGCAGCUACGUCGGCUCGUCUUCUCGCUCCAAGAGCCGGAGCAGAAGGGACAGCGGGCGCGAGUACGACGAGCGGGGGACCAGUUGGCGCAAGAGCUCUCGUGACAGGGACAAGAGAAGCGGUGGAGGAGGCAAGGCCCAGACGUUGACCAAGAUUGCCGCGGGCGCCGGCCUGGCGACGCUCUUGGACGGCCUGCCGGAGAUGCUCUCUUACCUCUAGCGAAGAUGUCUUGACCACAUUCCACGACAUCCUAUUUUUUUUAAAAAAUAAAUUUUGUUGACCGUGUAUUAAAAAGGAGACGAAAGAAUGUCUUUUUCUUUUAUUUUUAUUUAUUUUUUCCAUUUCUUUUUAUUUUUGGAACAUGCGAGGCUGGAAGGGGAAAAAGGACCUUGUCCAUGUGGCGAUGGCACAUUUUCACUGAUUGUAUGGCUGUUUAAGAAGAACGAAUCACGCCCGCUGAUAUAUGCCAGCCAACCUGUCAACGCUGUACUUCUGUACUGCUUGUUUUCUUUUUGUCGUCACUGUGGAGAUGGGAUAUAUACAAGCAAUGUUCACCGUCACUACCAAAGUGUAUGAUAUCAAAAUCUAGCUG